Molecule: messenger RNA, 1137 nt
Organism: Punctularia strigosozonata HHB-11173 SS5
Lineage: Eukaryota; Fungi; Basidiomycota; Agaricomycetes; Corticiales; Punctulariaceae
Product: carbohydrate esterase family 8 protein
Exons: 6
Coding region: 118-1137 (339 amino acids)
Biological process (GO): cell wall modification
Molecular function (GO): pectinesterase activity
Source: RefSeq, a predicted model, not a curated record
GCCUCGUCCGUGCAACAGCGAGCCUUCAUCAUGUGCUUCCGACCACAUAUACAUCGAGUGUUGAAUCCGACGACGGGAGUAUAAAUCACCGUGAGGUUCCUUCGGUGCAGGUCGAAGAUGGUCGCCCUCGCCCUCCUGGUGCUCCUAACGGCCGACCUCGUCCUAGCGGGGAUCCGCAUCGCACCCCCGCGCGGCGCUCUCGUCGUCCGCCCGAGAGGAACCCAGCCCGGCGAGUUCACCUCGAUCAGCGCGGCCGUGAACGCGCUCUCGAACGAUACCUCGCCCCAGAGCGUAUUCAUCUACCCGGGCACAUACGCCGAGCAAGUCAACAUCACGCGCAGUGGGCCGACCACGCUAUACGGCUACACGCUCGACACGGCGACCUACGCGCUCAACACCGUCACCCUCACGGACCACAAAGACGCGACGACCGCCGGCUCGAACGACCUCUCGGGCACGCUCCGGAUCGAGGCCCCGCACGUCGCGCUCUACAACCUCGACGUCCGGAACACCUUCGGCCUCCCCCGCGGCGUCAACCAGGCCAACCAGGCCAUCGCGCUCUCCAACUACGGCGACCGCGUCGGCGUCUACGGAUGCGGGCUGUACGGCUAUCAGGACGUGCUGCUCGCGAACCAGGGCGCGCAGGUCUACCUCCGCUCGCGCAUCGAGGGCGGCAUCGAUUUCGUGUUCGGCCGCCUCGGACAGGCGUAUUUCAAGCAUAACACGAUCGCCGUCACCGCGCCCGCGAACGUGACCGCGUCGGGGCGACAGACGAACGACUCGGGCAUAUAUCUGUUCGAGCGAAACGCGCUCGUCAAGACGGCCGACGCGUGGGCGAACACGAGCGGGAACGUGUACUUUGGCAGACCGUGGGGCGACUACGCCCGGGUGGUGUUCAAGUCGACGUUCGUCACCGUGCCGAUGGCACCGAAGAUGUGGAACCCGUGGCACCCCGGCGACGAGCGCACCGACCACGUCCUCUUCGCGGAACACGACACCUACGGCCCCGGCGUGCCCGCGCACCCGCAGCGGCCGAACUUUACGACGUUACUCACGGACGAGGAAGCGAGCAGGUAUAACAUCACGUUUGCGCUCGGGAAUGGAUGGGCGGAUUGGGUGGACGAGAGCUACCUGUGA